Andrographis paniculata is the source of this 1727-nucleotide messenger RNA. Its product is annotated as PP2A regulatory subunit TAP46. Lineage: Eukaryota; Viridiplantae; Streptophyta; Magnoliopsida; Lamiales; Acanthaceae. Gene Ontology annotation, molecular function: protein phosphatase 2A binding. The record is from RefSeq and is a predicted model, not a curated record. Gene Ontology annotation, cellular component: cytosol. The transcript has 9 exons. Bases 158 to 1360 code for a protein of 400 amino acids. Gene Ontology annotation, biological process: regulation of dephosphorylation; regulation of signal transduction.
AUAUUUAUUUUUAUUUUCUCUGGGGGUUUCGGCUUCGCUCGCUGUUGCAAGAGCGCCUUUCAGAGUUCGAUCUCCAACACUCGCUGAAUCUUCAGGUUUCGAGAAGCUGCGGUUGUAUCGUGUUUGUUAGGUUUCUGACGGAAUCUGGGAAUUGGAUAUGGAGGGGGUACCUCUACCAGUUAUUUUUGAGCAGGCGCGAAGAAUUCAUCAAUCUGCCUGCGAUUCUUCCGUGGAUCAGGAUACUCUCAGAAAAGGAUGUGAGCUCCUGAGGAAAUGCGAGGAAAUGAUUGGGAAGUUAGGAUUAUUUUCUUCUAAUGAAACGAAGGAGGAUAUCAGCACUAUUAAUCUCAAAUAUCUACUCGUACCGUAUUUUCUUGGUGAGCUAAUGGAAAAAAUAACAGGAGAGGAAAGGAUCCAGAUUAUUAAAACUUCACAGGCCAAAUUAAAGGAAUUUAUCUCAUUUUGUGAGGCAAUGGAGCUUGUACCAGAAGAGGAACUGGAAUCAUCUGCAAGAGCUUCGGGUAACACAUCUGCUGAUCUGAGAGCUAGAAAGAUUGCUCGGUUUAAACGUCAGAAAGCUGCUGAGUCAAAGUUGCUUGAAAUCAAGGAGCGAAAGGAACGUCGUGGGCGCUCAACAAAAGCAUCUGCAUUGUCUGCUCCUGUUGAGGCUGGCGAAGAGGAUAUGGAUGAUGAUGACGGAGAAGAGGAAAGAGAGGCUUGGUUUACUACCAUAUCCCUGGCACUAUGCAAGGCACUUGAUUUACUCGAAAUGCUGAAGAAAGAGGAAGAGAUGCUUUCUGCUGUUAAGGAAAGACAGUCGCAGGAAGGGGAGAAUGAAUUUUCACAUUCUACCCUGGACGAGCGCACGAAGAAAGCAGAAGCAUGGCACCGUGAUGCUGCAACAAGGGUUCGAUACACAACUCCUGCUGCUCCAAUAACGUGUGCUACUUUUGCACAAGAUGUCUUGGAGGGUAGAGCAAACGUUUCACAGUAUCACGAGCACAAGCACCAGCCUAUGAUAUUUGGUCCCGCCAGCCUUGUGGGCAGAAACCCAACAAGCGAGAGGGAAAAAAUAGCAGCAAAAGUUUUCCAGCCUCACCACAGAUUACCAACGAUGAGCAUAGAGGAAGCCGGCUUAAAGGAGAUGGAGAUGAUGAACAAGUGGCAGGAGAAGAAUGCAAAGCUAAUUGAGGAAGCUAACUCAGCCUGGUACAAGGACAAGAAGCCGAUGAUGAGGCCAGGGGAGGAUGACGAGGAUGAUGACGAUGAUGCUGCCCAGGACCGGGCAAGAGCUUGGGAUGACUGGAAGGACGACAACCCCCGUGGGGCGGGGAACAAGAAGCUCACUCCUUGUGGUUAAUGCAACUCUCUUUCUUAUACUCUGGCAGGUAUAAUCACAUUUUAUGACUUGUUAGUUUUUUUUUUUUUUUUUAUAUCCUGUUUUAUUGAGGGCAUGUGGGCAUUUUAUUUACUAGUAGUUGUUGUUUUUGUUAUUAUCAGUAUGUAUAGCAGCAGCUGUUGUUGUUAAUGAUGAUCUGACAUAGGGCUGUUGUGUGUGUUUUGUGUACAAUCGAUGUCCUUUUCUCCGUAUGGGAAAUUAGAUUAAUGUUUUACUUUGGGCGUCAUUAGGAAUUGGCUGUAAUGUUUUGAAAAAGAAAGUGAUCAUAUUUAGUGAGAAUUGUGGAAAUUGAACAGUAAAGAAAUCGAAAAGGAGUGAAUUUUGGUUA